GAAAAAUACAUUUGUGUGAAUACCCCUUCCCCACCUCCCGUGUAGCAAUUAGGCUACGUCUUGAGACUUUCCUUUCAGAAGAAUUGAUCCGAAUAUUUGAUAGAAAGCGGUGCUUUAAAAAUACUGAAUGGAAAUAACGCGAUACUCAAUGUUUGCUGUCCUGCAAUGCAUGCAACCAAGGCUUGCAGUGGUGAAGAAUGGAGCUGGCCAACCACAGUGUGGUCCUCCUGAAACAGCUCAACGCUCAGAGGGAGUUUGGUUUCCUGUGUGAUUGCACAGUGGCCAUCGGGGAUGUGUUUUUCAAAGCGCACAAGGCUGUCCUCGCUGCCUUCUCCAACUACUUUCGAAUGCUGUUCAUUCACCAGGGCAGCGACUGUGUCCGACUGAAGCCAGCAGACAUCCAGCCGGAGAUCUUUAGCUACCUCCUGAACCUGAUGUACACAGGCAAGCUGUCCCCACAAAUGAUUGACCCUCUGCGGCUGGAACAGGGGGUGAAAUUCCUGCACACCUUCCCUCUCUUACAAGGGAUGGGCCAGGUCAGCCCAAUGGCUCUCUCCCACAGUGAAGUGGGGAUGCCUGUGGCUACCUCUCUAUAUGGGAUACAGAUCUCAGACCAACCCAGCCAGCCCUUCUCGCCUUAUCAGGACUCCUCUCCCUCUGAAUCGGAUUGCUUAUUGGGUGGAAAGUGGGCACUGGGUGAAUCUGGGCCAGCCCGCUUCACCUUAAAAGGUGAAACCAGUGCCGCCCAGUUCACAAUGGAGGCCCAGGGGCCAGAAACAUCCAGCGGGAGCCCAGCAGCGAGUGCCAUCCUCCACAUCAAACCCAGCAUUAUGGGGAGAAAGACCUCCACCCGCAGGCAUUACUCCUGCCACCUGUGCGGGAGCCAAUUUGCCCAGAGGGCCGGUCUGGCCGAGCACCUACUCCUCCAUGCUCAGGCUCUGCUCCCGGAGAUGUGGGUGUCGCCCAGCAGGUCUGCGGCCUCGCCAACACCCGCUGGCGUCACACCAGACCCGCCGCCCCAGGACGAGGAGUGCCCGCGUGGUACUGGUGAUGACGGUGAGAGGGCGCUGUUUGCAGACUCACCCGGGACGGAGGCAGAGGGUUUUUGGGCGGGCACCUCAACCCCUUUGCACAUCGCCGGCAUCGAUAACUUGGAGGGGACUGACCCGGAGCGGGGGAAGAGGCGGCGCAGGUAUGAGUGCGCUACCUGCGGCCGCAAGUUCAUCCAGAAGAGCCACUGGCGUGAGCACACAUACAUCCACACGGGCAAGCCCUACAGGUGUAGUGCCUGUGGGAAGAGCUUCUGCCGGGCCAAGCAAGCCGCCCGCCACGCCUGCCUGGGCCAGAGUCCUGAGUCCUACACCGCUGUGGAUGGGCAUAGUAUGGAACUCUGUGCCAGUGAAGACAGCAACCAGAUGGAGACAUUGUUCCUGGACUCCAGCAAACCGUACAAGUGCAAUGUGUGUGAAUGCACCCUUUCCAGUCCUGCUGAGAUCCUCAAGCACCCCUGCUUUAGCCAGAAUACACCUAUCCUCUCUGGGUCAGGUAACGAGAUGACACUCUGUGAUGGAAAGACUGUGAAAAACAAUGGAUUGAGCUCCUCUCAACUCAUUCAAUCUGAGGACGUUUUAAUUGAUGAAAAAUAUCAUACGUGGAUAUAAAAAAAUAAAUAAUAAUAUAUAUCAAUUAAAUUAUGGUAGGUAGAUAAGGUAAAUAUUUUUUAGUUGUAACAGAGAGUAUAUAAGAAUAUCAUUCUCAGUUUUUUUAGAUGCCUGUUCAAUGUGUUUUUACAUAUGAGAAGAGAAUAAUCAUUUUGCAUGAAUUAUUUGAUACCUUGACCUCAGAUACCUGUUUUCCGUUCAUAAGUUGUUUGAUUCCACAGAGAGAAGCUGGAUCCUAAGUCAGCACAAAUAUUUAUCUAAUAUUAAGAAAUAUACAUCAUUUGUGGGAGAUGAUGACUAGAGCUAAUGUAUAGGCUUUCCACUAGUAUCACCUUCAUUUCCAAUAGUUUUCUUUGGGGUUUAGCUGUACUCAUCCCUGCCGAAACAAUAGACUGACUGCUUUUGUCACUCACAGUGAAUCCACAUAAUUGACAAUGGCUAAUAUUCCUCUCUGAGUUAAUGCAUUGUUUAUCUUGGACAGUCCAAAGUCCUGGUGUUUAGCAUGCGAGACCAUGGCUUGUACAGUCAGGGGCGGUUCUAGGAUUUUUUUUUACUGGGGUGGCCAAGGAGGGGUCCAAGGGUUGUUUGGGGAUGGUCACCAUAUCUCCUGACUUCACGCGCACAUAACAUUUUUGGGGUUAUUUAUGUUUUUUUAAUUGUUUCACAUGCAAAAUCUACUAAGCAUAACUAGUCUACUAAGACUAAACAUAAAUGAAUAGGCUAUAGAUAAUCUAAUGUACAGGAUGACAUUAACAAUGACAAAUAAAUAGGCUAUCACCUCCUUUGUCAUCAAGACCCUUCUCUGAGCUCACUAACAAAAGUUAAGACUUUUCAGUAAACAAAAGCUUUAAGCAAACCACCAAACAAAAAUGCACAACGCACUGAAGAGCCUUGAAAUUGUACCAAUUAUGAUUAAUCUCAAUGACAUAGUAUAUCAUAUGAUAACAAUAUUUGAUGUAAUGUAAGACAAUUAGAUAUUUAUGGAGCAAGAAUAAAAACAAAUUGUUUGACCGUUAAAGUCAUGGACUGUGUUCAGCAGAACAAACUACAAAGUGUAGAGCAAUCCCUGCCAUGAUACACAUAAUACCAAUAUUUACAGGCUUGACUGGAUAAGUAACGCAUCAGAGCUGGUGGGAAUGUGAUUUUGGACAAAGCAAGAAUGCGUAUUAUCAUGAUAUACCUGAGAUUUAUUACAAUAAAUGUAAUUAACUAAGCCUGUUCAAGAAUUUCUGGUCAUUGAUGUCUAACAAACUAACUUAAUAUGAUUAAAAUGAUUAAUUAAAUUAAUUAAAAUUAUGAUAAUAGCCUACACAUUGUUUCUUUGUCCAAAAUCACAUUCUCACCAGCUCUGAUGAAUGUUACUUAUCCAGUCACUUCAUGUUAGUCUUCUUCUGAAUUAAUAGAGAGAGCACAAAAUCGAUAUAACGACAUAAAAAUAAUGAUCUUUAUUAUAUAUAAAUCUUUUAAAACAAUAGAGGGGUCAGACACAGCGAUGUCACAAUGUGACAUGACAAGAAUGUAACAUGUUUACACAUAACAUUUUAAAUAGCUUUUGGAAACUAUAUUAAUUAAUUAUUGUCUUGAGUAUUUGCCUCAAUCAACGUGUCACACAAAAUGUCUAAAUGCUAUAAGAAUUAUGUCCAGCACUACACAGUGGGUGCAAUAUUUUGUAUGCAAACACACAUUCUUUCAAACCGUCUGUUACAACGUUACGUUAGCGAACUAACUAGAUAAGUUCGCCAUUUGGCUAUACAUAUUUAGGUGAUUUAGCUAGAACUACACACGGGGCCAUAUUAUAUUAAAGAAACGCAGCAUUCAAGUAAUUUAUUUCUUGUUGAGACUACCAAGCUAGCUUGUCACUAGUGUUCAGUUUAGUCAGCUAACGUUAGCUAACGUCAGCUAGCUAACAAAUUUGAUAUUAUUUAAUGACGACAUUUAAAUGAUUUUUCAACCCUAACAUUACCAUUCAACAUAUUCAAUAUUUCAACCUGUCACACUGAAGAGCAAAAUAAUGUUUAGAGCCGAACAAACCGCACGAUAAGCUUGCAAGCUGUCCUGUCAUGUCUUGGUGAUUCUGGCUUUUUGCUGCACAUUUGGCAGUCUUGCACGCGGAAAAGACGGUAUCUUCGUAAAAACAGAUUGACUGACAAAACGUGCGAAUCAGAGUGGUGCGUUUUUCAUGCACAUUUGGAAGGAAACUGGAAAGACGGUGCCAAUUAAAAACGGUAUCUUGGUAACGAUAUAGCAGACCGGCUACUUGCGGGGUGGCCAAUCAGAUUUUAGGGGUGGCACCGGCCACCCCUUUAGAACCGCCCUGUUGUGUACAGUAACAGGAUAGUGCAUGGUUAUUAGGUUCACGUUUUCUUUCUUUGUCACUUUUCUGGAGAAAACUGCCCAGAAGUAUAUUGUACAACUACUUGAUAAAGAAAAGUAAGAUCUUUACAGAUAUGUUACAAAGAAUUGAAGGCAGCACUUGCUAGUUGUACUGUAUUGUCUUGAAUAUUUAUGCUUGAAACGGUUGAUAAUGCUCUGAACUUCUGAAAGGGCUCAUAAAGGUCUCAAAUGCAAAGUACCAUGAUUAACACCCCAUACUCUAGGGCAGAGGUGUCGAAUCUUAUCAUAAAAGGGCCGGCGUGGGUGCAGGUUUUUGUUUUAACCCAGCUGUUAAACACCUGAUUAUACUAAUGAACUAGUCAUGGUCUUUAAUCAAGACCUUGAUGAGUAGAAUCAGCUGUCUUAGUCCUGUGCUAAAACAACAACCUGCACAGACACACCGGCCCUUUCUGGAUAAGAUUGGACACCCCUGCUUUCGGGUAAAAAGUGAUUGAGUGGAAGGAUUAAAGCACUUUUGUCCGGAAUCCUGAAAAGGCCGUUAGCUUUAUUCUGUGAGUAGGUUAAAUGGCUUCAAGGCUGUGUCGUUCAUUUAAUGGGUGAUGAUUCAGAAGUCACAGUCUUGCAGCAACCAAGGAUAUAGUUGUGGGAAUAAGAUAAGAAACUUUUGUGGAAAUUUGUCUUGGACUCAAGUUGCGCUGCAUUGCUAACAGAAGAUACAAAACAAAUAACACAUUUAACCAUGCUUACAUUCUUAGAUACAGUGAGCUCCAGAAUUAUUGGCAUCCUUGUUAAAUAUGCACAUAAAUACUGUAAACUGAAAAACAAGUUACAGAUUUUUUUUCCAGCAUGUGUAGAUUGGUGUGCCUUAUUAAUGAUUCGGUGGAAUCAACCAAAGUCUUACAUUUUUUAAAUAAAAAAUAUAUUUCCUCAAAAAAAACUGGUUUCAUAAUUAUUGGCACUCCUGGUUUAAUACUUUUUGCAAACACCCCUUGCAAAGAUGACAGCCAUGAGUCUUUUCCUAAAAUGUGUUAUAAGGUAAAAGAACACAUUUGGAAGGAUUGUUUACUAUUCCUCUUUGCAGAACUUCAGAAUCAUUUAUAUCCUUGGGUUUGUUAGCUGUAUUUUUGCCCUCAACAGUACCAACAGCAAAUUUGUCCCCAUUCUUCCUGGCAGAACACCUCUAGCUCCGAAAUAUUCUUUGGCCUAUCUACAGAUUUUCAAUAAUAUUCAAGUCUGGGGACUGUGGUGGCCAUUCCAAAAUCUUUCCUGGAGGUGCUUAAUGGUUGAUUUCAAGGUAUGCUUUGGAUCAUUGUCUUGCUGGAAUACUCAACCUCUCUUCAACUUCUGGACUGACCUUUGAGCAUUAGUCUCUAGAAUCU
Molecule: messenger RNA, 5374 nt
Organism: Conger conger (European conger)
Lineage: Eukaryota; Metazoa; Chordata; Actinopteri; Anguilliformes; Congridae
Product: zinc finger and BTB domain-containing protein 2-like
Exons: 3
Coding region: 198-1661 (487 amino acids)
Biological process (GO): regulation of transcription by RNA polymerase II
Cellular component (GO): nucleus
Molecular function (GO): protein binding; DNA-binding transcription factor activity, RNA polymerase II-specific; RNA polymerase II cis-regulatory region sequence-specific DNA binding
Source: RefSeq, a predicted model, not a curated record